Molecule: messenger RNA, 2461 nt
Organism: Eubalaena glacialis (North Atlantic right whale)
Lineage: Eukaryota; Metazoa; Chordata; Mammalia; Artiodactyla; Balaenidae
Gene: CDH7
Product: cadherin 7
Exons: 11
Coding region: 16-2373 (785 amino acids)
Biological process (GO): homophilic cell-cell adhesion; multicellular organism development; cell-cell junction assembly
Cellular component (GO): plasma membrane; adherens junction; catenin complex
Molecular function (GO): calcium ion binding; cadherin binding
Source: RefSeq, a predicted model, not a curated record
GAAAGAAAAAAAAAGAUGAAGUUGGGCAAAGUGGAGUUCUGCCAUUUUCUGCAGCUAAUAGCUCUUUUCCUGUGUUUUUCUGGGAUGAGUCAAGCAGAACUCUCAAGGUCCAGAUCAAAGCCCUAUUUCCAAUCAGGGAGGUCCCGGACCAAGCGCAGCUGGGUGUGGAAUCAGUUCUUUGUGCUGGAGGAGUACAUGGGUUCAGACCCCCUCUAUGUAGGAAAGCUUCACUCUGAUGUUGAUAAAGGAGAUGGUUCCAUCAAAUACAUCUUGUCAGGCGAAGGGGCAAGUUCCAUUUUCAUUAUUGAUGAGAACACUGGGGAUAUUCAUGCUACCAAGAGGCUGGAUCGCGAGGAGCAGGCCUACUACACCCUUCGAGCCCAAGCGCUGGACCGGCUCACCAACAAGCCCGUGGAACCCGAGUCGGAGUUCGUCAUCAAGAUUCAGGACAUCAAUGACAACGAACCUAAAUUCCUGGACGGCCCGUACACUGCAGGAGUUCCCGAAAUGUCUCCUGUGGGGACCUCAGUGGUACAAGUGACAGCAACGGAUGCUGAUGAUCCUACGUAUGGCAACAGCGCCCGAGUGGUCUACAGUAUCCUGCAAGGACAGCCAUACUUCUCAGUGGAGCCAAAGACAGGAGUCAUCAAGACCGCCCUUCCAAACAUGGAUAGAGAGGCUAAAGACCAGUAUUUGCUUGUUAUUCAGGCAAAGGAUAUGGUUGGUCAAAACGGAGGACUCUCUGGAACCACGUCGGUCACCGUGACCCUAACUGAUGUCAACGACAACCCGCCUCGCUUUCCUCGAAGGUCGUACCAGUAUAACGUCCCAGAAUCAUUGCCAGUGGCUUCCGUUGUGGCCAGAAUUAAAGCUGCCGAUGCAGAUAUAGGAGCUAAUGCUGAAAUGGAAUACAAAAUUGUGGAUGGUGAUGGAUUUGGGAUUUUCAAGAUUUCUGUUGACAAAGAUACACAGGAAGGAAUCAUUACUAUACAGAAGGACCUGGAUUUUGAAGCCAAAACAAGUUACACGCUACGGAUAGAAGCUGCAAACAGAGAUGCCGACCCUCGCUUUCUAAGCUUGGGACCGUUCAGCGACACGACAACCGUGAAGAUAAUUGUGGAAGACGUGGACGAGCCCCCUGUAUUUUCCUCACCCCUGUACCCCAUGGAGGUGUCGGAAGCUACCCAAGUUGGGAAUAUCAUUGGGACCGUAGCAGCUCACGACCCAGAUUCUUCCAACAGCCCUGUGAGGUAUUCAAUUGACAGAAACACAGACUUGGAGAGAUACUUCAAUAUUGAUGCCAACAGUGGAGUUAUUACAACCGCCAAAUCUCUGGAUCGAGAGACAAAUGCUGUUCAUAAUAUCACAGUCCUUGCAAUGGAGAGCCAGAAUCCAUCUCAAAUAGGAAGAGGCUACGUGGCCAUCACUAUACUUGACAUCAAUGACAACGCCCCUGAAUUUGCCAUGGACUAUGAGACCACCGUUUGUGAAAACGCCCAGCCAGGCCAGGUUAUCCAGAAAAUCAGUGCUGUCGAUAAAGAUGAGCCAUCCAAUGGACACCAGUUUUAUUUCAGCUUAACAACGGAUGCAACGAAUAACCACAACUUCUCAUUGAAAGAUAACAAAGACAACACAGCCUCAAUUCUCACCAGGAGAAAUGGCUUCCGGAGACAGGAGCAAUCUGUUUAUUAUCUGCCAGUCUUCAUCGUGGACAGUGGAUCACCAUCACUUAGCAGCACCAACACCCUCACCAUCCGUGUCUGUGACUGUGAUGCAGAUGGGGUAGCCCAGACCUGCAACGCCGAGGCCUACAUCCUCCCUGCUGGCCUCAGCACGGGAGCCCUGAUCGCAAUACUGGCCUGUGUCCUGACGUUACUGGUGUUGAUUCUCCUGAUCGUCACUAUGAGAAGAAGGAAAAAAGAGCCCCUUAUUUUCGACGAAGAGAGAGAUAUCAGAGAAAACAUCGUUAGAUAUGAUGACGAGGGUGGGGGGGAGGAAGACACAGAAGCCUUUGACAUGGCCGCGCUCAGAAACCUCAACGUCCUCAGAGACACCAAGACCCGGAGAGAUGUGACUCCAGAAAUUCAGUUCUUGAGUCGACCGACUUUUAAAAGCAUCCCAGAUAAUGUCAUUUUCCGGGAAUUUAUUUGGGAAAGACUGAAGGAAGCCGACAUUGACCCCUGCGCCCCGCCUUACGAUUCCUUGCAGACAUACGCCUUCGAAGGAAAUGGCUCGGUGGCUGAGUCGCUCAGCUCGCUGGAUUCCAUCAGCUCAAACUCUGAUCAGAAUUACGACUACCUUAGUGACUGGGGACCGCGUUUUAAACGACUCGCAGACAUGUACGGAGCCGGCCCGGAGAGUCUGUACUCAUAGCCCUGGAACGUUAGUUUGAAAUGUACUGAAGAAAAAGUAAAAGCAAAAAACAAAACACCACUACAUACGGAAAACAACUCCACUUGCU